GUCUCAAACUCCACAUCUUCUCCGUCUCUCUUCUACAAGAGAACUCCUAUCACAGCUAUUCACAGCUAACGUUUUCUUCCAUUCCGAAUAGUCAACACGCUUGUCUCCUCCAAGGAGUCCCCAUUCAACACGCUUGUACUGGUGUCGGAGUCGAACCCAAUGGCUCUUCGUUUCGAGACGCUCGAAUCAUCUUCCUCCGAAGCAGUAGCUUUCGCCGCCAAGGGAACGACUUACCCCGCCUGCUAUGUCAGUCCUCCGAAGAGUCCUCCUCCUGGCUUGUACGAUCGCGGUACAAUACCACGGGGUUCCACGGCUGCUGACGUGGAGAUGGCGUCACUCGAAUGCAAGCUCCACCUGCUCGACCUUCAGCGCCAGCUCAGCGCCGUCAAAUGCCAGGGCUUCAUCGAACGGCUGCAAUCCGCCAUGCAACGGACAUCCGACGACGAAUCAGACGCCGCCACGCUGGCAUUCCCAGAACCCACCAAUACGGACUCGUCAGUAGCGCUAGAGCAGCGGACCCGGAGCAGCUCGGCUCAGGUUCAAUACGCCGCCGCCGCGAGCGGAAAGUACGGAAGCUUCUACCAACGCCAGCGCGGUCUCAGGCGCCAUGUGUCCCUCGAUAUUACCGAGCGGCCCGCGUCGCCUGGCGGAGUCGGAGUCGGAAGCAGUCAAUCCUGGAAUGACGACCUGAGCUUCUACGCGGAACCCGCCUCGCGGAGUUCCGCGGGAUCCCCCCAACUGCGGAGCGUGUCACACGCGCGGAGUUCCGCCGGCUCCCCCCAACCGCGGAGCCUCUCACACUCGCUGGGUUCCUGCCCCCCCCAUCCCCGCGGAAUCUCACACACGCGCUCAUGGCCAGCGCAUUCCGCCGGUCCGCGGGGCUUCAGCUCUCCGCGCUCCAGCCCCAAGCAGCUUCUGGCCUCCCCCCGGCGAGUCAGAUCCGCAAACCACGCGUCCCCUCGCGAGGGUUCGCUCCUUCAGCGACACAGCAGCAGCACCGAGCACAGAUUCGUUACAGGCCCUUCAGCUCUCUUUUGCUCUAGUGCUACAGUGGAUGGAGAAAGGUUCAUGGCUUGAAGAUUCUUUUGUUGUGCAAUCUUGCUUUGGCCGUUGAGGGUCAGUUUUGAAGCUGUCCAGGCACCUGUAAAUACUUAGAUUUUAUAGUAUGCAUUCAUUGUCAUUACUCAGAUCAAGUUGAA
Molecule: messenger RNA, 1199 nt
Organism: Closterium sp. NIES-67
Lineage: Eukaryota; Viridiplantae; Streptophyta; Zygnematophyceae; Desmidiales; Closteriaceae
Source: the annotation of a GenBank genome assembly